AUGUCCUCCGACGAUUCGGACCCGGACCUCACCCAAGAGAUCUUCGACGCCUACGGCCGAGUUUUAGUCGAAAAUUACUGCAUCAUCGCAUCCUCGGCCCUCCUCUUCGCGGACACGCUUAUGACAUUAACGAGCGAAGUGCAGCGGAUAUGGCGCAGGAAGUUCACCGGUGCAACCGCCGUCUUCCUCGUUACGCGGUAUGUGGCCGUGGCGGAGAGGAUCGUGUUGUUGGUCAGCGUGUUCCUGCCUACUGUUCAAGACGAGAGCUGUGUCCCCGUUUUACGGUUGGAUGACGCACUCACAGAUAUCAGCUACCUUAUGUUCGGAGUGUUCCUGAUGUUGCGCGCGCGAGGUAUCUGGGGGAAAGGAUGGGUCCCCUUAGCCCUCCUCGCUAUUCUAACGCCCUUAAGACCAAUAUUAAGCAUCUACAAUCAAGUGCAUUAUACUCCAAUCGCAUUUGGUGCGCCGCUCUUCGGAUGCGGGGCGGUCAUUGACAACGCGCUCUACGCACAGUUGGGCAUCGCGUCGCGUGCCGCAGGGCUCGCGCUCGAUGCAACCGUUCUGGUCUUGACUUGGCUGCGAACGCUGGGGAUGCAGCGCGAGUCGCGCCGUUUGGGGCUACACACGCCUUUGGUGACGCUCCUUCUUCGUGACGGGACCCUAUAUUUUCUCAUAAUUCUGGUCAUCCAGAUCUGUGGAAUCGUCUCGGUCUCUGUCGGGAACACCUUUAUUCUUUGGGACGUCUGGCCAUACUUCGAUCAAGUCUUCACCGUUAUCUUCUCCUGCCGAUUCAUGCUCGACCUCCGCGGAGUGUACCUGGCCGAUACGCUCCGCUCACACCCGGACUCCGACGGCGGCGACGACACGCUCGCGCCCGGACACGCCGAGCUCUCGCGUCUGCGCUUCUCCACAAGCGUCGUCGGGAAUAUGGGCGCGCCGCUCGACACGUUCGGCGUCGGCUCUAAGAGCCACGCGCGCUCAUUCAGCGGCAGCAGCUGGGGCGGCCGCAGCGGAUGGAGCCGCGAGACGGACGAGACGGAUGCGGAUACGCUCGAGGAGGAGUCCGAGGACCCGCUCUUUGCGGGUCUGCACCACCCGGUCGAUAUCGAGCUACCGGAUACGCCGUCGACUCCCCUUCCUUGAGGCGACCAUGGCAUCUCUAAGGCUUGCCCUAAAGACAGGGUUCUCGACAUCGAGAACUAGCCUUGGGGACGGAAAGGACCGGCCGUAUCAGCCGGCAUGAACCUGACGCCUCGCGGUAGCGCACCCGCAGGGUCGUGCGUUGGGUGGCCUCAUUGAUUGGACCAAGUUGCGGAAUGAGGAUGUCUUCGUUGUCGCAGAGCCGCUGAAGGUGUAACAUAGGUGAUAUAGUAUGAAGACUCACGAAGACAGCCUACUACAGUCACUCUCUACUCUGCUACCGCUACCCAUGUACAGCAUAGUCAAUUGCUUUCGUUGCUCUCCUUGUCACUCACCGGAAUUCCAACGUCC
This is a messenger RNA of Trametes versicolor FP-101664 SS1, 1491 nucleotides long. RefSeq lists its product as uncharacterized. The record is from RefSeq and is a predicted model, not a curated record. Lineage: Eukaryota; Fungi; Basidiomycota; Agaricomycetes; Polyporales; Polyporaceae. The transcript is spliced from 12 exons. Bases 1 to 1143 code for a protein of 380 amino acids.